Molecule: messenger RNA, 1506 nt
Organism: Penicillium lagena
Lineage: Eukaryota; Fungi; Ascomycota; Eurotiomycetes; Eurotiales; Aspergillaceae
Product: catalase
Exons: 3
Coding region: 1-1506 (501 amino acids)
Biological process (GO): response to hydrogen peroxide; hydrogen peroxide catabolic process
Cellular component (GO): peroxisome; cytoplasm; mitochondrion
Molecular function (GO): catalase activity; heme binding
Source: RefSeq, a predicted model, not a curated record
AUGGGCCACGACGACGAGCCAAAGACCUACCGCUACAACGAGACUCCGGUCUAUACCGCGUCUAAUGGCUGCCCGGUCAUGGACCCCCAGGCCUCGCAGCGCGUGGGCCCCAACGGCCCGCUGCUACUGCAGGACUUCCACCUCAUUGACCUGCUGUCGCACUUCGACCGCGAGCGCAUCCCCGAGCGCGUGGUCCACGCCAAGGGUGCGGGUGCCUACGGCGAGUUUGAGGUGACCGACGAUAUCAGCGACAUUACCAUCGUCGACAUGCUCAAGGGCGUUGGCAAGAAGACCAAGAUGCUCACCCGCUUCUCCACCGUCGGUGGUGAGAAGGGAUCGGCCGACAGCGCGCGCGACCCGCGUGGAUUCGCCAUCAAGUUCUACACGGAGGAGGGCAACUGGGACUGGGUGUUCAACAACACGCCCGUUUUCUUCCUGCGUGACCCGUCCAAGUUCCCGAUGUUCAUUCACACCCAGAAGCGCAACCCGCAGACCAACCUCAAGGACGCCACCAUGUUCUGGGACUACCUGUCCACCCAUCACGAGGCCGUCCACCAGGUGAUGCACCUGUUCAGUGACCGGGGCACCCCGUACUCGUACCGCCACAUGAACGCCUACUCCGGCCACACCUACAAAUGGAUCAAGCCUGACGGCACCUUCAACUACGUGCAGAUCCACUGCAAGACCGACCAGGGCAACAAGACCUUCACCAACGACGAGGCCACUAAGCUCUCCGCCGAGAACCCCGACUGGCACACGCAGGACCUUUUCAACGCCAUCGAGCGUGGCGAGAACCCCUCGUGGACCUGUUACGUGCAGGUUCUGAGCCCUGAGCAGGCGCAGAAGUUCCGCUGGAACGUCUUCGAUUUGACCAAGGUGUGGCCGCAGUCCGAGGUGCCUCUCCGCCGCUUCGGCCGCUUCACCCUGAACAAGAACCCGCAGAACUACUUCGCCGAGAUCGAACAGGCGGCCUUCUCGCCUUCGCACAUGGUCCCCGGCGCCGAGCCCUCCGCGGAUCCGGUCCUCCAGUCCCGUCUCUUCUCCUACCCAGACACCCACCGCCACCGUUUGGGUGGCAACUACGAGCAGAUCCCCGUCAACUGCCCGCUGAAGGGUUUCUCCCCGUUCCACCGCGACGGCUACAUGAACGUCCACGGCAACUACGGCGCAAACCCCAACUACCCGUCCACCUCGCGCCCGCUCGCCUAUAAGCCCGUCAAGGCGAGCCAGGAGCACGAGAAGUGGACCGGUGCUGUCGUGGCCAAGCAGCUCCCCGUUACGAGCGAGGACUACGUCCAAGCCAACGGUCUUUGGCAGGUCCUCGGCCGCACGCCGGGCCAGCAGGAGAACUUCGUUGGCAACAUUUCGGGACACCUGUGCGGUGCGGAGGAGCGUGUCCGCAAGGCUACCUACGAGAUGUUCCGUCGUGUUAACAGCGACCUUGGCGCUCGUAUUCAGGCUGCUACUGAGGCUAACGUCAAGGGCGCGCCGGCUUCUCGUCUGUAG